Arachis stenosperma is the source of this 969-nucleotide messenger RNA. RefSeq lists its product as uncharacterized. The record is from RefSeq and is a predicted model, not a curated record. The coding region runs from base 1 to 969 and encodes 322 amino acids. NCBI's taxonomy places the organism in Eukaryota, Viridiplantae, Streptophyta, Magnoliopsida, Fabales, Fabaceae. The transcript has a single exon.
AUGAGUUUACCAAGACAUAGCCAAGAGUUUAGAGACGGCGUCAAUAGAUUCUUGGACUAUGCUUACUCCGUUGGAAAUCCUCAAGGAGAGAAAAUUCUAUGUCCUUGUGCAAAAUGUUGCAACUUCCUUUGGGGUCAAAGAGAGUCUAUUUAUAGCGAUUUAAUAUGCUUUGGAUUUGUCAAGGGCUAUACACGAUGGGUUAAUCAUGGGAAAAGUGUAAUUGGUAUGGAUGUCGAUACUGGUGAUACCGGUGAGAUUUAUUCAUGCGAUGACAUUGAAGGCUUGCUAGACGAAAGGUUUAGGAAUGUGGCAGAUGUUGAGGGAGAAAAAGAAGGUAUGAACGAAGAUGCAAAGAAGUUCUAUAAUUUGGUUGACGAGGCUAACAAGGAACUAUAUCCUGGUUGCAAGGGAUUUUCUACGUUAUCUUUCACCAUCCGACUAUACUUGUUGAAGUGUCUGCAUGGAUGGAGCAAUGCCUCGUUCACUUCCCUCCUGGAGUUGUUGAAAGAGACUAUUCCUAACUUGAAUCUCCCUUAUUCUUUCAACAAAGCCAAGCCUAUGGUGAGAGAUUUAGGUCUUGAUUAUAAAAAGAUUGAUGCAUGCCCAAAUGACUGCAUGCUAUAUUGGAAAGAGCACGAGAAUGAAACAUGUUGCCAUGAAUGUGGAACUUCUCGUGGGAUUGAGCCUGCGGUAGUUGAAGGUGACAUAUCUUCAAAGAAAGCUCACAAUAUUCCUGUAAAGACAUUACGACACUUUCCCCUAAUUCCCAGGCUUCAAAGGCUAUUCAUGUACUCAAAGACUGCUAAGAAUAUGAGUUGGCAUCAGGAAGAGCGUAAAAAGGAUGGAAAGCUAAAGCAUCCUACCGAUGGUCAAUCAUGGAAAGAUUUUGAUAACCGGCAUUCAGAAUUUGCCAAGGAACCUCGUAACUUGAGACUUGGUUUGGCGAGCGAUGGAUUCAAUCCGUUUUGA